Drosophila pseudoobscura is the source of this 970-nucleotide messenger RNA. RefSeq lists its product as uncharacterized. The record is from RefSeq and is a predicted model, not a curated record. Bases 150 to 875 code for a protein of 241 amino acids. Lineage: Eukaryota; Metazoa; Arthropoda; Insecta; Diptera; Drosophilidae. The transcript is spliced from 5 exons.
GCCAGCUGAUUACAGUUUUAAGGCGGCUGAAAGUUCGAAUUUAAAAAGGCUGUUGUGAAUUGUAAGCCAAUAAAUAAAUGUAGCUUUGAAAUCUCAGGUGCUUUGUUAAAAUGAUCGUCCGACGUACAAUUUUGUUUUUUACGUAAAUCAUGGCAAAAGACAAAGACAAAAAGAAACCGAAGAAACUCCCUCCGAAAAAGGACGCAAAGAAACAAGAAAGCAGCCGUAAAAACAAAAAGAAACCGUCUACCAACCCACUAAUAGUUGCUAUUGAAAGGAAUCUGCUGAAAAUAUGCUACUGCAUAGCCAUAAGCGAUCUGAUUCAUGCCCUGUAUUUUGCAGUGCAGGCCACGAUUCUGCUGGUUGUGCGCUUUCACAUCGUUUCAAGCCUCGCCUUGGCUGGCACAAUAUUCUGGGUUUUGGUGGUGAUCGUCCUGCUGGUGGGCCUGUGGAAGCGUCGUCCAGCGUUUGUCCGGGCGUGGAUACUAUUUUCUGGAGUGGGUUUCGUUAUGGACAUAUUAUUUCUGUUGUGGGGCAUAACAAGUUCCAUAACUGUGGACUGGGAUCACCUCACGGAGUUCACGAUCAUAUUUAUUGGUAUACUUGUGGAAUUUACCUGCAUAUAUUUCAUAUAUCGAUAUUAUUUGCUAAUGGAGGGUAGCGCGGGGUCGAAGGAAGCCGAAACGGGAUGUUGUAAAUCCGGGGGCAGUAAAAAAAGCACCGACAGGAAGACGAAGAGUGGAAGUGAAAAGAAGAAACCGGAUGACAAAAAGAAGGCAAAGGAGAAGAAAGCCAAGGAGAAGAAAAAGGCGCAGGACAAGAAGAAAGCCGACGCGAAGAAGAAAGCGGACGCAAAGAAGAAAGGGAAGAAAUGAUUCGUUGCCUUCUUCGUUUUGUUUGUCAUUAUUUCCUUGUUGCUUGGUUGGCCUUGUGUUUCAAUUCCAAAUAAAAUAUUUAUAUUUUGUAUACA